AUGGUUUGUAGGAAAAUCAUAUCUCCAAAUUUUAGUAAUGUAUUAAAUGAUCUUUCUAUAAUUGACAAACUAUUGCCACUCUUGAUUAUUUCUGCUAUGGUAUUAGGGAUCCUAUUGUCUGUAUAUGUACCUUCCAGCAGAGAUGCAUUUGACGGUGCUAAGGUUAUUGGCGUAUCGGUACCAUUAGCAAUUGGGCUUAUGAUUAUGAUGAUUCCCCCGUUAUGCGGUGUUAGAUGGGAAAUAUUCUUAAGCUUUCAUGAAAUGAAGAACUAUGUACGACCAAUAUCAAUAUCGUUGAUUGUAAAUUGGAUCGUUUGUCCGUUCUUGAUGCUAGGUCUUGCAUGGCUUUCGUUAUUUGACAAGGAUGAAUAUAGAACCGGAAUAAUUAUGAUAGGGUUAGCAAGAUGUAUUGCCAUGGUUUUAAUCUGGAAUAAAAUUGCUGACGGUGAUAAUAGUUUAGGUGCUGUUAUCGUUCUCGUCAACAGUUUGCUUCGAAUAGUUCUUUAUGCACCUUAUCAAAUUUUUUUUUGUUAUGUUAUUUCCGGCGAUUAUCAUUCUAGUGCUGUUACAGCGGGUAUCUCGUAUCCGUUGGUCGCGCAAAGUGUUGCUUUCUUUUUAGGCAUUCCUUUAGGAAUUGGCUUUUUAAUAAGGUCUGUUGCUUCAUACACUAUUGGCAUAGAGGCUUAUGAAUCUAAAAUUUAUCCAUUUAUUGAACCAUGGGCGCUAAUAGGAUUGUUGUAUACUAUUAUUGUCAUCUUCAUUAAGAAAGGUAAUGAUUUUAUUCAUGAUAUAGGUUCCGCUAUCCGCUGUUUGGUACCAUCAAUUCUCUAUUUCAUAAUUACCUGGUUUGGUACCUUCUUCGUUUUGAGAUGGUACUUGGGACGGGGGCGACCAGUAAAUGAGGAUGGAAAUGCAUUAUUUGACGAACAACUUCUGAAUGCUUCUGGAAAGUGGGUUUCAAAUGGUUCAGCAAGAUAUUCUGAAGUUAUAACACAAGCUUUCACCGCUUCUUCAAAUAACUUCGAGUUGAGUAUUGCUAUCGCUAUUUCACUAUAUGGAACGGAUAGCAAAGAGGUCAUCGCUACAACAUUUGGGCCUUUGUUGGAGGUUCCUAUAUUAUUGUUCUUAUGCUUUGUGGCCAAAUAUUUCAAAAUUAAAUUUUUAUGGGUAGAUGUUGAUAGCGGUAAUACAGAAGAGGUGCAAUUAGAAAACUGUAAUAAUAAGGAUAUAUCGAUAGCAACUUCUAUCCAAAAUAUUUAA
Messenger RNA from Debaryomyces tyrocola, 1260 nucleotides. The record is from the annotation of a GenBank genome assembly. Lineage: Eukaryota; Fungi; Ascomycota; Pichiomycetes; Serinales; Debaryomycetaceae.